Molecule: messenger RNA, 1047 nt
Organism: Lithohypha guttulata
Lineage: Eukaryota; Fungi; Ascomycota; Eurotiomycetes; Chaetothyriales; Trichomeriaceae
Gene: RMP1
Product: Ribonuclease MRP protein subunit rmp1
Exons: 2
Coding region: 1-1047 (348 amino acids)
Biological process (GO): nuclear-transcribed mRNA catabolic process, RNase MRP-dependent; maturation of 5.8S rRNA from tricistronic rRNA transcript (SSU-rRNA, 5.8S rRNA, LSU-rRNA)
Cellular component (GO): ribonuclease MRP complex
Molecular function (GO): rRNA primary transcript binding
Source: RefSeq, a predicted model, not a curated record
AUGUCCUGUUCAGCUGGAUUUGUGCAAGUAAUCGAGUCGACUAUCAAGAAGAAGGACAUGGACAAAGUUGGACCACAAAACAAACCAGCCGUAGACGGGCAGUCUAGAGACAAGCUAGGGUCGUCGCUCGUCAAGAACACAAAGCGGAGAGUGACGCGAAAACGUCGCAAAGGUCUUCGCCGGCCUCGAACACCAUUGAACUACCAGAUCCCUUCUCUGCAACAACCAGGUCACGCUACAACACUCACUCAGCCAGAUUCGAUCACUCGUCUCUCACAACGAAUCCUACUCUUUCACCUCGCCAUUCGCCGGAACAAGAACCAGCAUCGUGCUCAACCCUUUUUCAAAUACCUCUCUCUUCUCCACAAAUCCUUAGCCCGUCUUCUCACCAUCACCAAAUCCCUCGCUGCAGUCUCGGCUCAACCAGCCACCACAUCAGACCAAGUUCGGCGCAAAUUCGAGAAGGAAGCUAGUUUGCGAAGUCAACGAGAAGUGCUCGAGGAGCAUGUGAGAGAGGUGCUGGUGCCGAAGUGUUAUGUUACUUUCAGUACGGUCGUGGCGGAUUCACAGUUUGCGAACUUGGGAGUGGUAUUGAUGGGAUUGCUGGCUGAGGUUGCUGCGGGUGCGCAUGGGGUGGGUUUACCUAGUGGUGUGGGAGGAGUGGAGGACGAAGCAAGCUCUAGGAAAGGGCGUAGAGAAGGUGUUGAGAUUGGAUCGCCAGGGUCGUUGUUAGGGCUGAGCACGAGAGUCACUGGAGAGGAUCAGGGCGAGGUAAUUGAAAGGAGGUAUGAUCAUGUUGGCCGCCCGACAGGAGACGAAGGUGCGGCGGUGGUUGCAAACGAUGACUUUGAAGGCUUUGGAGAAAGCGCGGACAUUCAGGUCAAUGUAACGACGACCGCCAAACUACAACGACCUGAUACUGCAAUACAUCCAGCCAAUCAAGAUUUGCUGCCUAGCUAUGGCUCAAAUAUGAGUGGGCAACAAAUUCGCAAGAAGACGAAAAAGCAUAAAGAUGCCAUUGACGAUUUGUUCAGUGGGCUGUUUUGA